UCCAAACUGAGGACAUUUUCUUAUCUCUUACUCUCAAGCAGCGGCUAGAGAGGACCGUCUGAUCAUGAAGCCCAGAGCACAAACAGUGGGAGUUCCUCUUGCUCAGCAUGACACGGUCCACUGAGACCAUGGAUCCCGAGAGAGCGCACACCCAGAGCAACUUCUUCAACAAGGUGGAUGUGCCCGACCACGCGCAUUAUGUGGUGGCCUCGUUUGUCCUGGUCAUCGGCACGCUGGGCGUUGCAGGCAACGCGUUGGUCAUGUUUGCGUUCUACAGCAACAAAAAGCUUCGCAGCUUGCCCAACUACUUUAUUGUGAACCUGGCAGUAAGCGAUUUUCUCAUGGCCUUCACACAGUCACCAGUCUUCUUCAUCAACAGCCUCUACAAGGAAUGGGUGUUUGGAGAGAUGGGUUGUAAGACGUAUGCAUUCUGCGGUGCCUUGUUUGGCAUCGCCUCCAUGAUAAACCUGCUGGCCAUCUCUAUCGACCGCUACUUGGUGAUUACCAAACCGCUGAAGACCAUCCACUGGAGCUCCAAGAGAAGGACCACUCUGGCCAUCUUCUCCGUCUGGCUGUACUCGCUGGCCUGGAGUCUGGCUCCUCUCGUUGGAUGGAGCUCUUACAUCCCAGAAGGUCUGAUGACAUCAUGCACUUGGGAUUACGUCACAUAUACAGCAGCCAACAGGAGCUACACCAUGAUGCUGUGCUGCUUUGUCUUCUUCAUCCCGCUUCUCAUCAUCUUCUACUGCUACCUCUUUAUGUUUCUGGCAGUCAGGAAUACCAGCAGGGAGGUGGAGAGACUGGGCACCCAGGUGAGGAAAUCCACCUUGCUCCAUCAGAAAUCCAUCAGGAGCGAAUGGAAGCUGGCCAAGAUUGCCUUUGUGGUCAUCGUUGUUUAUGUCCUUUCCUGGUCACCGUACGCCUGCGUUACACUCAUUUCAUGGGCUGGGCAUGCCAACAUCUUGUCACCAUACUCCAAGGCUGUUCCAGCUAUUAUAGCAAAAGCCUCCACAAUCUACAACCCUUUCAUCUAUGCCAUCAUUCAUAAUAAAUACAGGAUGACUCUGGCAGAGAAGUUUCCCUGCUUGUGGUUUUUGUCUCCCAUCCCUCGAAAGGAGCGCAUCUCCUCUUCAUCCAUCAGCGAGUCCUCCUUCAGAGACUCCAUCAUCAGUCGCCAGUCCAGCGUGUCCAGGACUCACUUCAUCAGCACAUCCUCCAAAACCACUGACAUGGUUCCGAGAGACGUGGAGAUGGAGCCUAUAGGGGGGAAGUUGGGGGAUUCCUUCAGGAGCAUGUCAUCCUACCGUCAGUCCAGCAGAGGUAGUUCCUGCAGGAGGUCAUCAGAGCGGAAGACCACCCGUAAAGUCGAGAAGCAUCCAUAUACCAUGACUGAGUCAUCCAACAACUGCGACCAUGAACUGGUUUCCAGCACUCUCACCAGCGCCACUCUCCCCCUGCUAGUUCUUACCAGGAGGCGUAGUCGCAGUCUGACCCACAAAGACUCAAAGAGGGACAAAAUCAUUCCUGACAGGCUGCAAGGCUGCAAGAGCAUCUCGGCCGACUCUCUGUGCGUCGGUCGAGCCGCGACCGUCGAGUUGCCGACUUCGGAACAGCAGGGCGUCCCUCGCAUUGUUGUCAUCAGUCCCACGUCCGAGAGCAGACUGGUCCACCAGGACAGCCUCUGUUUGGAGGAGGUGAUGGCAAACAAUGUUUUGGUCAGUCUGAACUUCUCAUCUGAGGUGUUGGAAGCGGUACAGUUGCUAUCCUGAUUUGUUCAAGAACUAUUUCCCCUCUUCUCCACCAAGUUAAGGUUAGGCUAGGGGUUAGUGCCAGGAGUGAAUGUAUGGCCCUUGAAAUUCUCAUCUUAGUAACCAGAUCACUAAGCAGAAAUUGUAGAAAGUCAAAUAUGUGGAACACUACACCACACAUGAACAAAAAAAGGUAAUAAAAGCUGCAGACUGACCAUUAGAAACAAACAAAAGCCAUGAUUCAACAUAUAAUGGCUGACUUCCUGUGUGAUUAACAGCAUAGGGUCUUAAGAUGUUUUUUGUUUUUUUACAUCAGGAUACAUAGUUAAUUUUAUGUCAUCGGAUGACAAUAAAGUAAUUUGCCACUGUCUUGUAAGCCCUCCUUUUCAUAAAAAUGACCUUUUGGAAGAGACAAUUAUAUAUAGUAUAUAAUAUACUUUUGAUGCAAAUUAACUGUGGGUAUAACAAUUUAUGUUGUCACCCUAUUUUGAGCCCAUUGUGUGAAUGCAGUGUAAGAACUCAGAAUUAUUGUCCUUGUAUAGUCAGUAAAUAUGCACAUUUUUAUAUCAUGGCUUUUUUUUUUUUUUGUAAAAUGUAAAGUAUGUUACAUCAAUUCAAUCAAUCAACAAAAAAUCAGACAGUCAAAGAUGUUCAUUCAAUGUAACAAAAUAAGAGAUAGAUAUCUUAUUUAUUAGCUGAGUCCACUUUGGGAAAAAUGACUUGUUCCACAGUAUUGCUC
Syngnathus typhle (broad-nosed pipefish) is the source of this 2487-nucleotide messenger RNA. Its product is annotated as melanopsin-A-like. The record is from RefSeq and is a predicted model, not a curated record. Lineage: Eukaryota; Metazoa; Chordata; Actinopteri; Syngnathiformes; Syngnathidae. Bases 108 to 1769 code for a protein of 553 amino acids. The transcript is spliced from 9 exons. Gene Ontology annotation, cellular component: membrane. Gene Ontology annotation, molecular function: G protein-coupled receptor activity. Gene Ontology annotation, biological process: G protein-coupled receptor signaling pathway; visual perception.